This is a messenger RNA of Osmerus eperlanus (European smelt), 2274 nucleotides long. RefSeq lists its product as uncharacterized. NCBI's taxonomy places the organism in Eukaryota, Metazoa, Chordata, Actinopteri, Osmeriformes, Osmeridae. The transcript is spliced from 9 exons. Gene Ontology annotation, molecular function: hydrolase activity; strictosidine synthase activity. Bases 129 to 1277 code for a protein of 382 amino acids. The record is from RefSeq and is a predicted model, not a curated record. Gene Ontology annotation, biological process: biosynthetic process. Gene Ontology annotation, cellular component: endomembrane system.
AGUGCACAAAAACUUUCACACACUUCGCAACUCUUGGGACCCAUGGGAGAAUGUACUCAUCUACAAUGAGGACUCUGAACUAACAGGAAGAACGGGUGUCUUCUGUCGGGAGUGGAGAAGGAUUAACAAUGUUGGGAAAGAAACCUUUAUCAGUUGUCCUGAUAGCAGUAACUGUGGGGGUAUACCUCAUACCCUCUCCUAUUGACCCUGAACCACACACACUAGAAGGGCCCCCUCCUGCCCUUGAGGGCCCCUUGGCUGUAAAUAACCGCCUACAAAAGGGCCGCAGACUGUUCACUGGAAAACUACAUGGACCAGAGUCCUUCACUGCUGAUGAAAAUGGUAACGUUUACACAGGAACCGUGGAUGGGAAGCUGUGGAGGAUUGGCCAGGAUGACAGCCUCACUCUCAUCACCCAUAUGGGCCAGGACAUCCCAGAGUGUGGCAGCAGUAGUGACUACGAGCCGGUGUGUGGCCGUCCCCAUGGCGUCAGGUUGGACAGUCAGGGCCAGCUGAUUGUGGCUGACUCCUACCUGGGCCUGCACAGUGUGGACCCCCAGAAUGGACACAAGACUCUGCUGCUGUCCAACGCCCAAGGUGCUGACAGUGUCCCAUUCGCUUUCCUCAACGGUCUGGACAUCUCCUCCCAGACGGGAACCAUCUACUUCACCGAGUCCUCCAGUCGCUGGGGUCGCAGACACGUCAAACUGGAGGUGAUCGAGCUGAACCGAUUGGGUCGCCUCCUGGCCUAUGAGCCGGGGUCUGGAAGCGUGCGUGUGCUGCUGGACUCUCUCUACAUGCCCAACGGCAUAGCGCUGUCUCCUGACGAGGACUUCCUGUUGCUGGCCGAAACCAGCCUGGGACGUAUCCUCAGGUACUGGCUGAAGGGGCCCAAGGCUGGCAGAAAGGAAGUGGUCAUGAGCAAUAUGAUUGGUUACCCAGACAACAUUCGCCGUAGUGACCAUGGAACCUUCCUGGUUGGCAUCACAACCACCCGGUUUCCACGGCUACUGCCUCCGUUCCUUGACAUGAUUGCCCCCUACCCGGCCGUCAAGCGCUUCCUGGCCAAGGUGGUUCCUCUGAGCUGGUACAAUGUUCUGCUGCCAUCCUACGGCCUGGUUUUGGAGCUGGGACCGGACGCUCAGCUGGUGGGCACCCUCCAUGACCCGGACGGAAGCCUCACCUGGGCCGUCAGCGACGCGUUCCAGCACCGCGGGAGGGUCUACUUGGGGAGCACCGACCUGCCUUUUCUGCCUGUCCUGGAGGAGUGGAGCUAGCCUAGCCUUGCCUCUGGGCAGCAGGGAGAAGUUGACUUGAAAUGUUAUGGUUGGGGAUCAAAUGUCAUAACCCUGAAUGGUGGGAGGGUUUUCUGGAUCUGGGAUAACUUGAGGAACUUUACUAGAAGGUAGAGACGAUGGACUUGGAUCUUUCAGUGAUUCAGGAAAUAAUUUAGUCAGAGCCUCCUGCACUGUUAGGGUAAAGGAUAAGCACAUAUGAUUUUUACACUGUGACAUGGAGGAGCACAACAGCUAUUUAAUAUUCAAGAAUAUAACUCGGAAAUGUCUUCAUGAACAUUUGACCAGAGGUUGGCCUAAGACUGGGGUUUGCAACCCCAUCCCUGCGGAACUACCUUCCUCAGAAUUAACCUGAGUCAACACAUCAACCGGCUAAUUUUUAGAAUUGGAUGAACUAGACUGGGUUGAAGUGAAAACCUGCAGAAAGGUAUAUUUCCAAGAACAGGGUUGGAGACUCCUAGUCUAAGAGCUGGGUUGGUGAGUUUCUGCCCAUUGGUCUGGAAUGCCAGUAUCUUGACAGCAAUUUGGAAUGGUUUUUUGUCCCACAAGUGUUUGUGCCAACACUUUGGCAUGGUGUAGCUGAUGUUUUAACCGUGGAUUCAAUUACAGAUACUCAUCUUUUCCCACACUUCCUGCUGUUAGGGGUGGACAUGCCAGCAAUUUUACUGGAGAAAUUGCCUCUUAUCUGAUGUCAUACUUUGGACUUUCAUAACACUGUUGCCUAUUCUUUGACACGAUGAAAUGCUUGGAGUUGAAUUUGAAUGAAAUAACAUGUUUUUACAUUAAAUAACAUUCACCCUGCUUUUCUAAGCAGGCUGGUGAAAUUGGUUCAUUGUUUUCCAUUGUCUUCUCUGGCUGAGACCAUAGUGUCAGAUGAUGUACCCAUUAACCAAUGGGGGCAGCAGUCUUAAGUGUAAUAGGUAUCAAACUGGCUAUAAAGUUUCCUGACUUGGUCACCAACCGACAAAUUAAUUCAUAU